Osmia bicornis bicornis is the source of this 1363-nucleotide messenger RNA. Its product is annotated as inositol monophosphatase 1-like. The record is from RefSeq and is a predicted model, not a curated record. The transcript is spliced from 6 exons. Gene Ontology annotation, biological process: phosphatidylinositol phosphate biosynthetic process; inositol metabolic process; signal transduction. NCBI's taxonomy places the organism in Eukaryota, Metazoa, Arthropoda, Insecta, Hymenoptera, Megachilidae. Bases 160 to 978 code for a protein of 272 amino acids. Gene Ontology annotation, molecular function: inositol monophosphate 1-phosphatase activity.
UCGAUGACGGAGGAACCACUUUUAAAAACCAGCUGACGAGAUGUUACGUCAGUUAGACCGUAGCCGUUGCCAUUGGACACACGACGUGAUUACUAUCGUCGGUUAUGACAGAAUUCUAAACUCGUGUUUCGCUCUAAAUUUCAAACGUUUUGAUAAAACAUGUCCAAUAUCAACGAAUACUACUUGGCGGUCCUUCGGCUGGUGAAGGAAGCUGGCUCGAUCGUAAGAGAAAGAAUUAACCAGCCUAAGGAUGCGAUGAUAAAAUCCUGCGAGGUCGAUCUCGUCACGGAAUGGGAUCAAAAGGUCGAGAAAUUAUUAAUGGAAGGAAUAUCAUCCAAAUUUCCGGAUCACAAAUUUAUUGGUGAAGAAGAGUCCGCGCUUGGGAAUAAAGUUGAGCUAACAGACGCACCGACAUGGAUCAUCGAUCCCAUCGAUGGCACAAUGAACUUUGUGCACGGUCUACCGCAUACGUGUAUAUCCAUCGCAUUGUUGAUUAACAAGACCCCCGAAAUUGGAAUUGUUUAUAAUCCAAUCCUAGAACAGCUCUUUACCGCCUGUAGAGGUCAGGGUGCGUUUCUGAAUGGAGCUCCUAUUCAAGUCUCGGGGGAGAAAGAAUUGCGGAAAGCUCUUGUAAUGAUGGAAAUGGGUACAAGCAGAGAUCCAGAGAAAAUGAAAAUUGUGCUGGAGAAUGCGAACAAUCUUACUUCACAGGUUCACGGAAUACGAAGUUUGGGUUCCGCAGCUUUAAACAUGUGCAUGGUUGCUCUCGGUGGGGCAGACAUUUCUUUUGAAUACGGUAUUCAUGCUUGGGACGUUGCAGCUGGUGAUAUAAUUGUGAGAGAAGCUGGUGGUGUGUGCAUAGAUCCAGCUGGCGGCCCAUUUGAUGUAAUGAACAGAAGAGUAUUGUGCGCCUCGACAAUGGAACUGGCUCAGGAACUAGCUAAAGUAUUAAUUCAGUAUUAUCCUGAACGUGACUGAAAAUAAAUGAUUUGAAAUUCAGAUGAUGUUAACUGCGUCGAUUGUGUACGUGUUUGAUGUACAGAAGAUUUAUAUUACAUAAUUAGUUUUCUUUUAAUCGUAAAAAGCAGGUUCGAUGUUUUUGUCGAUUUUGCAGGCAUUUAAGGUUCACGCAUUAAAGCGAUAAAUGUAUAGGUUUAAAAGAAUAUGUUUAUUCAUUAGCUUCUUGUAUUUGAUUCAUAUUUAUUUAAAAGAUAAAUGUAAAUUGAACAUGUAUUACAUCCAUAUUAACGACGAGUCAAAUGUUUAAUAACAAUAUUGUAUGUUGAAAUGAGAGGCAUGCAAAUGCAAAUGUAAUAUGUCAUUUAUUCAAAUAUUAUACAAAAUAAAUUUAAUUAUCUCAUUA